This is a messenger RNA of Culicoides brevitarsis, 1551 nucleotides long. Its product is annotated as transcriptional activator GLI3-like. Gene Ontology annotation, cellular component: nucleus. The transcript has 3 exons. Lineage: Eukaryota; Metazoa; Arthropoda; Insecta; Diptera; Ceratopogonidae. Gene Ontology annotation, biological process: regulation of transcription by RNA polymerase II. Bases 1 to 1551 code for a protein of 516 amino acids. Gene Ontology annotation, molecular function: RNA polymerase II cis-regulatory region sequence-specific DNA binding; DNA-binding transcription factor activity, RNA polymerase II-specific. The record is from RefSeq and is a predicted model, not a curated record.
AUGAUGAUGCCAAUAGUAGCGCAAAAUGUUCAGCAGAACAUAAAAUGUGAGCCAGGUGUGAUGCUAACGCCUAAUUCAAUUAUCUCGCCUGCCUAUUCGCCGUAUGAAAUGGCAACGCCGGCAUACAGUUCGAACGGAUACGCGUCUCUCGACUACAAAAAUAGCGAUUCCGAGAGUUUAUAUUGCGAUUUUUUGCUCGAUACGCCAGAUUCGCUCUUCGAUUACUCCUCAAAUGUCGCUCAAACUGCCUCUGCGGAGCCCGUUGACAACAAUUAUUUCCGUUUUGAGCCCGAAGCGAUCGCCAAAUUCACGCAGCAGCAAGAAACUUCGUACGAAACUGCCAAUUUUUGCGAGUUUGGAGACUUUUACAACAACUACAACGACUCGAUCGAAGACCCAUGGGUGUCAACUUUCAAAUUUAACACGUCAGCAUCGCCUCUCGAGUCACCCCAAAGUCCCGAAACGCCUUUGCCACGCUUUAAUACGUUGCAAGAACUCACAACGAAGCGACAACAAGCCGUUCAAAGUCCUGCGGAGACAUUUUCCGUGCCCGAUUACAACUCAAUUAUCGAAAAUUUUGACGUAACUUACCUCAAUGCCGAAUCUCCCGCUACACAAACAGUCCCGCAACAAAGUAUUUCGCCUUCCGUGCAACAAGCUGUUCGUAACAAGUGCUCAAAACGCGUCAAAAUGACACAAAUUGCUCCGAAAAUCGAAGAACUUGAACCCGAAACGCCCGAAAUUAACGAUUAUCAAUGCAAAUGGCAAAACUGCGGGCUAUUUUUCAACACUUUAAGCACUUAUGUCGCUCAUAUUGAUCGAAAACACGUCGAAGGUAAUAGGAAAAGUGGCGAAUACACGUGUUACUGGCAUGAUUGCGAACGGAAACAGAGUCCCUUUAAUGCGCGCUACAAGUUGCUCAUUCACAUGCGAGUUCAUACGGGCGAGAAACCAAAUAAAUGUCCGCACCCUGGAUGCGAUAAAGCCUUUUCACGUUUGGAGAAUUUGAAGAUACACACGAGAUCUCACACAGGGGAACGACCUUAUGCGUGUCAAUAUUCAGGAUGUCUCAAGGCUUUUAGCAAUAGUUCGGAUCGGGCGAAGCAUCAAAGGACACAUUUUGACACAAAACCUUAUGCCUGUCAACUGCCUGGAUGCACGAAACGUUACACAGACCCUUCGAGUUUGCGAAAACACGUGAAAAAUCACGCCUUAAAAAGCAUCACGGGGCGUCGAAAGUCUCAUCGGGACUUCAGUUCGAACGUUGCAAAGCCCAAAAAGCACCCAAAACGUCAUUUUUCGGAAUCGGAUGUCUUUAGUCCCGUUCCAUCGACCUCAGAUACCUUCGUGGAUGACGUAUUUGUGCCAAAUAACGCGCCAACAGAUGUUCAACCGAAGCCGCAAGACGUUGGUUUUGACUUUAUCGAACACGCAGACGAGACUUUUGCCAAUAACGUUGGCUUUUAUGACGACAACGAGUUUAUUUCGUACGAUUACCUGAAGAAAUUCAUCGAUUCGAGUGAUUUGAACAAUUGUGAGCAGUAUUUUUAA